Messenger RNA from Callorhinchus milii (elephant shark), 1779 nucleotides. RefSeq names its product PRP18 pre-mRNA processing factor 18 homolog (yeast) (gene prpf18). The record is from RefSeq and is marked provisional. Gene Ontology annotation, cellular component: U2-type post-spliceosomal complex; U4/U6 x U5 tri-snRNP complex; U5 snRNP. Lineage: Eukaryota; Metazoa; Chordata; Chondrichthyes; Chimaeriformes; Callorhinchidae. Gene Ontology annotation, biological process: RNA splicing; generation of catalytic spliceosome for second transesterification step.
AGACACAGAGAGAGAGAGGCCCGGGCCUGGCUGGCAGGCCUCCCGGGGGCAGAGAGACAGAGACAGAGAGAGAGAGACUGACACAGAGAGACAGACAGAGAGACAGACAGACAGACAGACACAGCGACACAGACAGCGAGGCCAUGGACAUCCUCAAAGCCGAGAUCGCCAAGAAAAGGAAGCAGCUGGAGGAGAAGGAGCUGAUUGGGGAGUCAAAGAAGUACUUCAAACGGAGUGAACUGGCCAAAAAGGAAGAGGAGGCGUACAUGGAAAGAUGUGGCUAUAAGGUGCAUUCAAACACAAGCGAAGAGGAGAAGCCGUCAGCAUCAAACCCAGUGCUGGAGCUGGAACUCGCAGAAGAGAAGCUGCCAAUGACCCUCUCCAGGCAAGAGGUGAUCCGAAGACUGAGGGAAAGAGGCGAACCCAUCCGCCUGUUCGGAGAAAGUGAAUACGAGGCAUUUCAGCGUCUCCGAAAGAUAGAAAUCUUAGCUCCGGAGGUUAACAAGGGUCUGAGGAAUGACCUGAAGGCUGCUCUGGAUAAGAUAGACCAGCAGUACCUGAACGAGAUCGUGGUCGGGCAGGAGCCUGGUGAGGAGGAGGGGCAGAAUGAUCUGAAAGUUCACGAGGAGAACACCACGAUAGAGGAGCUGGAGGCCUUGGGGAGGACAUCUUUGGGUCAGGGUAACGACCAUGAAGAUAUGGAGAUUAUAACCAAAGUGCUAAGGUUUAUUCUGGGUGUGUGGGCAAAGGACCUGAACAGCAGGGAGGAUUACUCUAAAUGCAGCGUGCAGGGGAAGCUGGCCAGCGCCACCCACAAACAGACCGAAUCCUACCUAAAGCCUCUCUUCAGGAAACUUCGGAAAAAGAAUUUGCCACAAGACAUCAAAGAGUCCAUUACCGAUAUCAUCAAAUUCAUGUUGCAAAGGGAGUACGUCAAGGCGAACGAUGCUUACCUGCAGAUGGCCAUCGGCAACGCCCCCUGGCCCAUCGGCGUCACCAUGGUGGGCAUUCACGCUCGUACAGGCCGAGAGAAGAUCUUCUCCAAACACGUGGCCCAUGUGUUGAACGACGAGACUCAGCGCAAGUACAUCCAGGGGCUGAAGAGGCUGAUGACCGUCUGUCAGAAACAAUUCACAACCGACCCGUCCAAGUGUGUGGAAUACAACGCACUGUGAGCCGCCGAGGCCCGGACAGAACACUCUCGUGGGAUUUUCCGGAUUUCGGGAAGUGGAGCCUGCUUUGGGAUUGGCGGGUCACAGAGCCUCUUCGGCGCUCGCUCCCUGUCCGUGGAUUCCUUACCUUUUCAACACCGUAGACCUCGCUGGGAUUUCAGUCUGGGUUCGAAAAGCAGCGAGUAUCAUCGCUACCCCACCCUUACAAUGCAUUUUCUUUAUUUUACUAAAAUAAAUGCUAGCGAUACUGUAAACAGCGCCGAGCCUGUCUGCCCGCCCUCGGCCCCUUCAAUCAGACAUACAGCGUAGCGCAAAUGCAGGUUUACAUUGACCUUUCACGCCUGGCUUCUGGGUCCGAACAGAAAUUUGCAAACUGCAGCACUUUCAGGCUUAGUUGGGAAGCCGGCCCGAGUAAAAAAGGCAAGACGGAAAAAUUUAUACUCUUUUGUAAAGAAUGUUUCAAUGCUCGACGCAAGUAUUUUUAAUCCGCCGGGAAAUCUGUGUUCUGGGGAAGUGGAACACAAAGUGUCUGCAUUAGGGAGGCCGCAGAGAUUUGGUUUAUAUAUUUGUAUGUGAAGUGGGGAUGUUAUUAAAUGUUUUCAAUCUC